ACCAUGACGAACGUCAAUUGGAGCCAGCUGGAGAAGAAAGUGGCGGAGAUUAAACGCAACACGGUGAGCGCGCGCUCACGAGCUGUGUACCAAAACUCCUACGGUCGAUUUGUUGCCUGGGUUGUCCUCCACAAACCCCAACUAAUGACACCUGCCUUCGCUCAGCGUCUAGGUGACGUAUCGGAUCUCUCAAUCAAACAGCUCAGGAAGCGGCUGAAGACUCAUCUAAACCUCGACGAGGCUAACCCACCUCUUCAGUUUGAUGUGCUACAGUCAGACGUCUUUGAGGCUUGA
Molecule: messenger RNA, 294 nt
Organism: Phytophthora nicotianae INRA-310
Lineage: Eukaryota; Oomycota; Peronosporomycetes; Peronosporales; Peronosporaceae
Exons: 1
Coding region: 4-294 (96 amino acids)
Source: RefSeq, a predicted model, not a curated record